Molecule: messenger RNA, 2190 nt
Organism: Ostrinia furnacalis (Asian corn borer)
Lineage: Eukaryota; Metazoa; Arthropoda; Insecta; Lepidoptera; Crambidae
Product: zinc finger protein 26-like
Exons: 10
Coding region: 1-1170 (389 amino acids)
Source: RefSeq, a predicted model, not a curated record
AUGAGUCCUAACCUCUCAAUGUGGUGGCUGAGCAGCUCAGUGUGCCCGAUCUGCCACAAGCGGCUCAGCAACCAGUACAACCUGCGCGUGCACAUGGACACGCACGCGGGCCGCCGGCACGCCUGCGCCGCCUGCAGCCACGUGUCGCGCUCGCGGGACGCGCUCAGGAAGCACGUGGCCUACAGCUCAGUGUGCACGAUCUGCCACAAGCGGCUCAGCAACCAGUACAACCUGCGCGUGCACAUGGACACGCACGCGGGCCGCCGGCACGCCUGCGCCGCCUGCAGCCACGUGUCGCGCUCGCGGGACGCGCUCAGGAAACACGUGGCCUACAGCUCAGUGUGCCCGAUCUGCCACAAGCGGCUCAGCAACCAGUACAACCUGCGCGUGCACAUGGACACGCACGCGGGCCGCCGGCACGCCUGCGCCGCCUGCAGCCACGUGUCGCGCUCGCGGGACGCGCUCAGGAAACACGUGGCUUACAGCUCAGUGUGCACGAUCUGCCACAAGCGGCUCAGCAACCAGUACAACCUGCGCGUGCACAUGGACACGCACGCGGGCCGCCGGCACGCCUGCGCCGCCUGCAGCCACGUGUCGCGCUCGCGGGACGCGCUCAGGAAACACGUGGCUUACAGCUCAGUGUGCACGAUCUGCCACAAGCGGCUCAGCAACCAGUACAACCUGCGCGUGCACAUGGACACGCACGCGGGCCGCCGGCACGCCUGCGCCGCCUGCAGCCACGUGUCGCGCUCGCGGGACGCGCUCAGGAAACACGUGGCUUACAGCUCAGUGUGCACGAUCUGCCACAAGCGGCUCAGCAACCAGUACAACCUGCGCGUGCACAUGGACACGCACGCGGGCCGCCGGCACGCCUGCGCCGCCUGCAGCCACGUGUCGCGCUCGCGGGACGCGCUCAGGAAACACGUGGCUUACAGCACGGAUGCGCCGCUUGCAGUCAAGAUAAGGCUAAUCCAGUGGCUGAGCAGCUCAGUGUGCACGAUCUGCCACAAGCGGCUCAGCAACCAGUACAACCUGCGCGUGCACAUGGACACGCACGCGGGCCGCCGGCACGCCUGCGCCGCCUGCAGCCACGUGUCGCGCUCGCGGGACGCGCUCAGGAAGCACGUGGCCUACAGACAUGCACCGCCGCGGGACUCUCACCACUUGUGACCAGGCUUGGGGUCGGAUGAGUAGGAAAAUUGCCUUAAACUAAACCGAGGAGUACAUUGUCCCGACCCAAACCCAGAAACUGCCCUUGAUAUUUAAGCUACAACUGGAGUUGAACCGAAAACGUAGGUAUGAUGAAAAAGUCUAAUAACCUAACUUUUUGCAGAGCUGCCAAAUUAGUUAAUUGUUCCCGGAGCUACUUUGAAGGCCACUAGAGUUGUGAAGCUCCUACUUCUUUUAUAGGAACGUUUCAAUGCCUAAGGCCACGUUUUCUAUACAGGCGGGGCGUGUAACGGAACGUCAUAUCAUAAAGACCUUUGACCUCUAUGGUGUGGGUCAUAACAACUGAGGUCACAAGUGUCACAACCCUAGUCAUAAAAUCAUGAAGAUGGCUUAAAAUGACCUCAUAAAAAUAAAAAUUCGUUAUUUUUUUGCAUGUACGCUUUUAUAAAGCAUUUUUACAAUUUCAGAAGGAAUGUCCUUAACAAACAAACCAGUGACUGACUCUCUCACUUAUGAAUUGAACCCAGGGCCGACUUUUAGUACCUGCUCUGGGCAUAUGAGGAUCAACCCAUUCAUAAAAAAAGCUUUUUUGAGGGCAUUCAGGGGCCCCCUGGAUCGCUGGACCCCUAGUGCCCAGUGGGAAAAAGGGGCCUAAUCGAACCCAUUACCUCCGAACCCGGAAAACUGAAGAACUCCCCGUUACAUGCUCCGCCAUGACCUUUCUUUCAAAUUUUUCUUCGCACUUUAUUGCCUUUUCGUGAAUGAAGGUACCCACCGAACGCAUGAUUACAAUCAUGAAUGUAGCGCAACAAAGCGUAUUUCGUUAUUUUGUAUUUGUUCUAUUUUAAACUUUUGUAUCCAAUUUAUAAAGACAUGAUGGACUGUUCUUUUAUUUAUAUUAUACAGAUUUAGUUAUAGUUUUUUAACGAUUUAACACUUAAUUAUUAAUAUUCUGUGAUAAGUCAGUUACAGGCAUAGCAAAUAACUGAAUAGAUUAUUGCAGUAUAGUGGAAAAAGGAG